Molecule: messenger RNA, 2713 nt
Organism: Psammomys obesus (fat sand rat)
Lineage: Eukaryota; Metazoa; Chordata; Mammalia; Rodentia; Muridae
Gene: Pspc1
Product: paraspeckle component 1
Exons: 7
Coding region: 153-1325 (390 amino acids)
Biological process (GO): regulation of DNA-templated transcription
Cellular component (GO): nucleus
Molecular function (GO): RNA binding
Source: RefSeq, a predicted model, not a curated record
UUUGAGCCUUCGGCCGCGGCGGGCGUGAUUGCGGGGAGGCAGGGUUCUCCUCCUUCGCCUGGCUUUCCUCGCUCCGUUUCCAUAGCUACAUGUGGAGACGCGUGCACAUCGACGCCUAGGCCGCAUCCUGCAUCCCCGGCGAACUCGCUGAGAUGAUGCUAAGGGGGAACCUGAAGCAAGUGCGCAUUGAGAAAAACCCGGCCCGCCUUCGCGCCCUGGAGUCGGCGGCCGGCGAGAGCGAGCCGGUGGCCGCGGCGGCCAUGGCGCUGACGCUGGCCGGGGAGCAGGCGCCGCCGCCCGCGCCCUCGGAGGAGCACCCGGACGAGGAGAUGGGCUUCACCAUCGACAUCAAGAGCUUCCUCAAGCCGGGCGAGAAGACGUACACGCAGCGCUGCCGCCUCUUCGUGGGCAACCUGCCCACCGACAUCACGGAGGAGGACUUCAAGCGGCUCUUCGAGCGCUACGGCGAGCCCAGCGAGGUCUUCAUCAACCGCGACCGCGGCUUCGGCUUCAUCCGCCUGGAAUCCAGAACACUGGCUGAAAUUGCAAAAGCAGAGCUGGAUGGCACCAUACUGAAGAGCAGACCUCUCCGAAUUCGCUUUGCUACACACGGAGCAGCCCUAACAGUCAAGAACCUUUCUCCAGUUGUUUCCAAUGAGCUUCUAGAACAAGCGUUUUCCCAGUUUGGUCCAGUAGAGAAAGCUGUUGUGGUUGUGGAUGAUCGUGGUAGAGCUACAGGAAAAGGUUUUGUAGAAUUUGCAGCGAAACCUCCUGCACGAAAGGCUCUGGAGAGAUGUGGUGAUGGGGCCUUCUUGCUGACAACAACUCCUCGUCCAGUCAUUGUAGAACCCAUGGAACAGUUUGAUGAUGAAGAUGGUUUACCAGAGAAGCUAAUGCAGAAAACUCAACAAUACCAUAAGGAAAGAGAACAGCCCCCACGGUUUGCUCAGCCUGGGACGUUUGAAUUUGAAUAUGCGUCUCGAUGGAAGGCGCUUGAUGAGAUGGAAAAGCAGCAGCGUGAACAGGUUGAUAGAAACAUCAGAGAAGCCAAAGAGAAACUGGAGGCAGAGAUGGAAGCUGCUAGACAUGAACACCAGUUGAUGCUAAUGAGGCAAGAUCUAAUGAGGCGUCAAGAAGAACUCAGACGCUUGGAAGAACUCAGAAACCAAGAAUUGCAGAAACGGAAGCAAAUACAACUGAGACAUGAAGAGGAACAUCGUCGUCGUGAAGAAGAAAUGAUCAGACACAGAGAACAGGAGGAACUGAGGCGGCAACAGGAGGGCUUUAAACCAAACUAUAUGGAAAAUGUUGUGAAGGCAACAUGAAGUUGCUGGUCUAACACAGAAGAGCUGCCACACCAGGACUGCUGGGCACGCGCUGCUGCGGUAGGUUAACUGGAGCCUGCGCAGAAGCGAGCUUCCUCUUGCAAUUCUGAAUCCGGAUUGUGCUGACAUGGGUACUGGUCCCAGUGCUGGUGGGGUUAGUCUUACUUACUGUGUAACUCACUGGGUAGUUUGGACUGGUCGUGGACAUUUCUCUUCAGUUCUGUGGCUGUUAAUGUUUUGCUCCAUGUGUGUCUGUGCCCUGCAUGUGUGCCCAGUGCCUACAGACCACAGAAGCAAGCUCUGGAUUCCCUGGAACUAGAGUUAUAGGCAGUUGUGCGCCACAUGUUGGUGCUGGGAAUCAACCCGGGGCUUUCUGGAAGAGUGGCCGGUCUCUUACCAGAGCCACCAUCUGAUUGUAACCCUUUGCCUCAGCCAGUGAGUGAUGGGCAGCAGGCCUCUGCAUGUCUGGUGGUCCUGUGGCUUUGCGCCCAGCUUAGCACAUGCACGUGUCCUGCCACUGGAGUACACCAUGGCCAGAGUCCCAGUGUUUCCUUUUCUCUUCUGGUUGUUGCUUAAGACAGUGUCUCGCUGUGGAGUCCUAGCUAGCCUAGAGCUCUUGAAACCAGUCUGGGAGUAAGGAAUGUGCUACCAAGCCCAAUGUUUUGGCAUUGGACAGUUGAGAGUUUGAGCUAAAACUUUACAAUGCUACCUGUGUCCAAGAGGCAAUGUGUGUACUGUACUCUGUGAGAAGGAUGGUGUUUUAUGCUCCAGGCUGGGUAAUCCACAGAGUGCUUGGAGGCCUUGGCUGAAACAUCCCCACAUUCUCAAUACUUGAAAGCUUUCAUUUUGAUAGCAACAAUAUUGGCUCUCUCCAGCAUUCUGCUGAGCUGCCACUCAAAAAUCCUCUCUAGCCUUGAUCUUGGGAUAAAGUGCUAUGUCGUGUGGUUACCAAAAUGUGUCCAGACGUCAGACUUAGCCAGAGCAAAUAGGGCCCAUGACCUUCCCAUUGCCAGACGGAAAACCAGGCCUCAGUACUUGUGCUCCUGUUUAGCGUUGUGUGGGGGACUAGACCUAGUGAGGCCUGUAGGAGGGGUCCUCUUGCAAGAGCAUAUUCAGACAUGGGAUCUGUCUUUCUCUGCCUUAGUCUCUGGGAAGAGAUUCUGUCUGACGACAGCCACCUGUUUGCAGGGUCACUGCCCGGGUCCAACUGCAAGCUUGGCCAUCCUGCUCCAGCUGCUGGGUCUCGGCUCCUCUCAGCUCCACAUUCUACACUUUUAGACUUAGCUUUCCUUUGGAAAGUGUCAUCAUUAAAAAUGCUGUGUAAUGGAAAGUAUGUGUGUUAAUUAAUGUCAUAGCAAAAACUCUGUUGUUUCUGUCCUACACGCCUG